Toxoplasma gondii ME49 is the source of this 4357-nucleotide messenger RNA. RefSeq lists its product as hypothetical. NCBI's taxonomy places the organism in Eukaryota, Apicomplexa, Conoidasida, Eucoccidiorida, Sarcocystidae. The transcript is spliced from 9 exons. Bases 360 to 3671 code for a protein of 1103 amino acids. The record is from RefSeq and is a predicted model, not a curated record. Gene Ontology annotation, cellular component: Golgi membrane. Gene Ontology annotation, biological process: intra-Golgi vesicle-mediated transport.
CUGGAAAGAGUGAAGACGCUGUGGAGGGCACGCGCGUUCAAAAAGGCGGGAGGACCUCAGGCGUCUGUACAGCGGAGAGACCUUUUCAUUGCGAAAGGACAGACUUGGCCGUCCGAGCCAUUGGCAGAAAGAGAAGAGAUAGAAGAAAAAGAAGGUUUCUUCAUCCCCCUUCUCCCUUGCGCUUGCUUCCACCAAAACACAAGUCGAAGUCUUUGUCUCGUUUCCUGCCUCUUCAGAAGCCUCCUCUUCACCCCUCUUCCUCUGUCUUGCCUCGUCCUUCUCUGGCCUGUCUGGCCUUUUCACCUCUGUCUCCUUCCUCUUUUCCUCUUUUCCUCGGCUUCUUCGCUCUUUGUUUUCAAAUGGCGUCUCCGGUGUUGCCGUCUGGGGAAGGUACCCCCCAGGGGGCAGAGCGCGACGACCUUGCCGAGUCGUCGCAAGGUCUCUCGGACGCAAACAUUUCUUCUUCUGUCCAUUCUGUCUCCUCUGCUCCUCCUUCUUCUGCUCCCAUGCAGCCGGUCUGUUCUGACGAUGCAGCGUCUGCCAAUCUAGCAAGUUCUCCCCUGUCUUCUUCGUCUCUAUCUUCUCCUCCUCUUGCUUCUUCUCCUUCUCAAGGUGCCCUUCUUUCCGGUUCGGCUGCCUCUGUGGCCUCACCGGCUCUCUCGGCUUCUCCCCUCCGAAAUACCUCGGCGGAAGACUCGCAAAAUUCUUUCCAACCGAGUUCGCCGUCUCCCCUUUCAGGUGAAAUUACGUUCAAGUGCCUCAGCGAAUCUGCAGAGACAGCGCAAAACACUCUCAGUGGAGACGCGGCGGCAGCCUCUCACCCUCCCCCCACAGCGUCGCCUUCUCUUUCUUCUUCUCCUCCGCUCCCUUCCUCUUCUCUUUCUUCUUCUGCAGCUCCGCUCCCUUCGUCUUCUCUUUCUUCUCCUCCGCUCCCUUCUCCUCUCCCUCCUUCUGCUCCUCCCCUCCGCUCUUCUUCUCUUGCUUUGUCGCCUUCUUCUUCUCUCUCUGCAGCUGGCGGUUCUGCGUUUCCAGGCCGUCGACUCACGAAGCGAGGAGAGGCGGUCCAGGCCUGGGUGUCGGUCUGGAGCCAGUUGGGAGAAUUCGCGAUGUUUUCAAAGGAAAUUGAGCGCGCAAAGAAACAAGCGGUUGAGGCGAGAAAGAAACUCGCGAGCGACACAAAAAAAAUGCGCCACCUCGCAGCGUCUGCAGAAGUAUCGGAAGCCGAGAAGCUGCAGUGUACAGACACCCUGCUCCGAGCCUACCAGCAGGAAAUCGACUCUCUGACGCGAAGAGCUAAAGGCGCAGAAGCGACAUUUCUUUCUCUCGUUCAGCUUCUUCUUCAGCAACCAGAUUUAAUAGGAGUGUUGCAAGGCCUCGAGACGGACGCGGCCGCCGCGCUCUCUUCGGCAGCUGCAGCGCAGGAGGCGGCCCUGGUCGACGAAGAGCACCAGCGCUUGCUGAGUGCUCGUCUGCAGACCGCAGAGGAUUCACUGAGAGAAGAACGGACAGCGCGCUUGGCUCUCGAAGAAGAGAACAGCAGACUGCAAGAUGCCUUCGGACGCCAGAGCGCCGAGUUGCGGGAGGAGCUCGAGAGCGAAAACGUCCUGCUGAGACAGCAAAUCAGCGACCUCGAGAAAGAGUUCAGAACUCUGACGAAUCAGGCCGUGACGGUUAGGAGACUCGAGGAAGAACGAGAGCAACAGAAGAGAGCCUUCGACCACCGAGUUCAACUCGCUGUCCAAGAAAAAGAGAAACAACUUCGCGCACAAAUCGGAGCCAAAGAGGAGGAACAGGCGCAGCUGACGGCUUUCCUGCAGCAGACGACGCAGGAUUUGGAGAACAGAAACCUCUUGCUCGAGAGCAGAGUCGCCGACGGGCAGCAGCAGCUCUUGCAACUGAAGGCGCAGUCUGAGAAGCGGUGCGCCGCGCUCGCAGGCGAGGUGGCGAUGUUGCAUGCGCAGCUGGCCGAGGCGCAGAGGCAUGAGCGCGCGCCUGCUGCCCUCCCGGGGGCCAGCAGUGCGACGCAGCAGAGCGCAACGCAUCUGCGCGCCUUGGAAGCGGCGCAACAGAGAAUUGCAGCACUUCAGCAGGAAGAACGGCGACUUCGGUGUCAGCUGGAGGAAGCGGAGAGGGAAAGAGAGAACCACGAGAAAGCGAGGCAAGCCGAACGAGAGAGAGAAGUGCAGAUGCAUGCCCGCCAAGUCGCGGAGCUGCAGCAGGCACUUAGAGAGCGACCUACAGAGAAGGAAUUCCUGCUCCUGCGACAGCGGGUGCGCGAGCUGGAGGGUGGCGUCGUCGCAACUCCGGCCUCGUCUCUGCCUCAAGACGCGGAGUCUGUUGAGGCGAGUCUGCGAACACGGAUUGGACAGCUCGAGGCUUUGGUGGAGACACGAGAGAAGGAACACCGCCAGCGAGAAGAAGACCUAAAACGGCGCAUCGAAGACGAGCAAAAGCAACACAGAGAAGUCGUCUGCGCUCUCGAAAACCGCAUUGAGUCGGAGGGGGUGAGAGACGGAUUCGGCGACAAGGGUCCUCGAGCCGGAGAGGAGGAGAUCUUCACACAGAAAGAAGACCGCGAUGGCGGGGAGAGAGAAGCGCGGACCUUGCCGUCGAUGCUGCAAGUUCUGUUGCGACAGCGAGAACAGAGUCGUGCGCGCGUCGCUGCGCUUGAAGAGGAGCUGGAGGCGACCAAGUCACGGCUGUCGCUGCAGCAGCAGGAGGUCUGUCACCUCAAAUCGCAGGCUGCACAUGGGCGCGUUCCACUUCCCCCGAGCAGAGAGACGCAGGCGCCACUGCUGCACAAGCAGUCCGUCGUCCAGGCUCCCGUCUUUCCUGCUGGCCACCCUGGCUCCGGAGCCUCUGCGGUCUCUUUGGCGGGUGGGGAGGUGCCAGCAAGGGGAAAUGUGCGCGAGGGAGGAGACAGGAGCGGGGCUGAGGCCUUUUCGCGGAGGCGAAGGCCCCGGAACGCAGAAGAGAGACGGCAGGACUUCGUCGGCGGCCUGCUGGCGGUCGCCCAGGGCGUGGCGCGAGCGGCGACACAGACGGCCGCGAGCGUCUGGGGAGAGAAGAAGAACUGGGGACCGAGAAGAAAGAAGGCAGGAAAAGCCUGCGUUGCUUCUUCGUCCGGAUCAGGAGGCACCGGUUCGGCGCCGAAGCGUUUUUCGGAGAACGACGAGGAAGCAGGCCUCGGAGGCGCCGCGUCGUCAGACGAAAUGGAGAGUGACUGGGGGGCGACUUCGCCGUCGUCUUCGGACGAGGAGCAAGUCGAUGCGAGUCGAGCGGGCGUCUGGAAUGGCCUCGCAGGCGCGGGGCCCCGCCGCAGAGAGGAGGGCCGGAGAAAGAAGGGAGUUGAGAUCGCGCCGUCGUCGCUUUCUCUGCUUCCAGAUGUGUGUUCCGCGGAUGCGCGCUUCACCGCUCUGAGAGAAGGGAGAGAGGAACACGCGUUCUUGUCUCGCUUGCAGACCCUGAGCGGGGCCGAGAGAAUCGUCGUCAUCUGGGGGAGGCUGCUGCUGUCGUGCCGAGCCACUCGGCUCUUUGCGCUGUUCUACUUCGUGCUUCUCCACUUCCUCGUCUUCCUCGUGCUCUUCUAUCACGCCGACCUGCAAAGUCGCGGGCAAGCAGACCAGGCAGGGUCACAUCAGCCCCGCUACCAUUACUACCUGAACGAGUAGGCAGUUGAAAGUGCGGCAUUUUUUCGCGACUGCUUAUGUAGAGACACAGGCAUUCAUAAGUUGACAUGUAUGUCUGUACACCUAUAUAUGUAAAUCAACUGCGUGUAAAUAUAUACAUAUAUAUAUAUAUAUAUAUAUACUUAUAAAGGAAGUCAAGCGCUGGGUGGGAUUGAGCGGAAGGCCCUGAAAACGACGCGUUCGCGCUCGGUUUUGGCGUCAAGGGAAAGCAUACUAGAAAAUCGAGUUUUGCUUGCUGGGGUGGAUAUCGUUGCCGGCGCUGGAGAGCUUUUCUACAAACGAGCUUCUGCACAUCCACGUGGACUGAGUGAUCAAGUCAACAACGUGUAGCACGAUUCGAUUUUUCUGUUUUUCAACGGUUCCGAUUUAGCAGUGAGUUCCGUAGAGUGGUGGGGGGUUGAAGCGGGCAGUAAAGUAGAAACGAGAUUUGCAGUUGGCUUUAACUUGUGGAAUGCGCCCUUGUUUUUCAAAGGUCGCAAGCUGAGUUUGCUUAACUAAAUGCCGCGCGAACUCUCUGUGAGAGUCGCCUCCUGCUUCCUAAUUUGCCAGAAGGGACUUCUUGUCUCGAAAAGCGAUGCAGCCAAAAUCCCGACGAAAGUAACCACUGGAGGGGCGGCUGCUGCGGAGAGGCUGUUUAUGUUUUCCCUGUGAAAGGGUGAUUUGACGUG